AUGGAGCCGGCGGCGGCGAGGUUUCUGCGCAGCCGGCCGGACGAACGCGGAGGAGGAGCAGAGGAGCAGAGCAGAAGCCAGCUCGAGCAUGAGCAUGAGGAGGACCAGGGCGAGGAAUCCCCCUGCGUGCUGGACAUCUUCGUGCACGAGGCGCGGGGCAUCCACAACAUCUGCAUCUACGGGGACCAGGACGUGUACGCCAGGCUGGCGCUGACGUCGGCGCCCGACGACGACGGCGCCGCGCUGGCCACGCGCGUCGCUAGGGGCGGCGGCGCCUCCCCGCGCUUCGGCGAGCGCCUCCCGCCGCUGCGCGUCCGCCAAGGGAGGAUCGCCGUGGACGUGCUCAAGUGCGAGCUCUGGAUGCGCAGCUGUGCCAGGGGCGUCCUGGACGACCAGCUCCUCGGCUUCGCGCUCGUGCCGCUCGCGUCCGUCGCGGCCGCCGACGGCGCUAGGAUCGUCGAGGGGAACUUCGAGCUCUCGUCCACCGACCUCCUCCACUCGCCUGCGGGAACAGUGCGCCUCUCGCUCGCGCUCCGCCCGGGGAUCCCCGAAGACGACGCGUGCGCCCAGCCGCCGGGCCGCGGCGCCGACGCCGAGCCGUCCAUCGCAUCCGAGGUGGUCAUCCUCGGCCCCGCGCCCGCGCCGCCCGUGGACUACUCGAGGAUCGAGUUCACGGACCUUAGAGUGGAGCAGGAGAACGACGCCAUGGCCGUGCAGUACCUGCCGUUCCUGCCCGCCGGGGACGGGGUGGUGGCUUCGGACUACUGCGAGAUGAGCACGAGCCCGCGCGGGGACGCGUCGGCGGCGUCCUCGGACGGCAGCACCAGCAGGAACGCCUCCGCCUCGACGGCCAGCACGGUCAGCGAGGACAGGGCCGUCUCUUCUUCCGCCGAAGCGGCAGAGAAGCCGCUGCCGCUGCCCGACCUUGACGAGGCCACCACGGCUCCCCUGUCCUGCCGCUCGCCGGACACGCCGACGUCGCGCGGCGGGAAGGCCACUAAGGCCGACGUGUUCACGUCGCCGCUCGGGGACAUGGACAUGGACAUCGACAUGGAGGCGGAGCAGAGCGCGAUGCAGCGGCAGAUCAUGGAGAUGUACGUGAAGAGCAUGCAGCAGUUCAGCGAGUCCCUGGCCAAGAUGCAGCUGCCGAUUGAGCUCGGCCUCGACGGCGGCGGGGGCGGCGGCGGCGUCGUCGUGCAGAAGGAAGAAACGCCCGACAAGAACAAGGUGAUCGAGCGGCAGCAGGCGAAGAAGGAUGGGACAAGGGUGUUCUAUGGGAGCAGAGCUUUCUUCUGA
This is a messenger RNA of Miscanthus lutarioriparius, 1296 nucleotides long. The record is from the annotation of a GenBank genome assembly. NCBI's taxonomy places the organism in Eukaryota, Viridiplantae, Streptophyta, Magnoliopsida, Poales, Poaceae.